Molecule: messenger RNA, 270 nt
Organism: Cooperia oncophora
Lineage: Eukaryota; Metazoa; Nematoda; Chromadorea; Rhabditida; Trichostrongylidae
Source: the annotation of a GenBank genome assembly
AUGGCUAGUUCAGAUCCCUGCGAACUGCCUCCACCAGAGAAGCGAGCCCGAUAUAGCCUUACAGAGCAGAUGCUCCCAAUACCUCCCACACGAUUUCUUGCUCCGCCCAUAUGGCAACGAGUUGAGGAUGAAGAAGAGGAGAUGUUUGGACAUUUAGUGGCGCUUCGACUCUCAAAACUCAGCACGAAAGCACGAGAACUGGCCAAGAUGCGGGUCUUGCAAGUGUUAUUCGAUGUGCAGUUUGGCGCUGGCGCUAAUCCCUCAUCAUGA